AUGAAUAGGACAGCCACAUUUCUAGGCCUGAAGGACAAGGUCCGUAAUCUGGAGAAACAGCUCGAACAGCAGCUGGACGAGCCGCGGCAACAUUUCUUCGAGGCCAAGACAUCCUGGAGUGACAAAAUCCAGACCCUUGAAGCUCAGAUCUUCAACAUGGACCGGAAGGUGGCCGAUGACUCGCUGGAGUACAGUCGCAUGGAGAGGCUGCUUGCAGAUGCUCAGCAGUGCCUCAAGGAUCAGCAGCACCAGUGUGCCAAAUUCGAGGAGCAAUUGCUGGAGCGGGACACUCAACUGGCAAACAUGCGGCGCAGCCAUGAAGAAGAGCUGCAGCAGCAACGCGCACUCCAGUACUCCCAGCUGGACGAGCUACGGAUGCAAGCGGCUGUUCUCCGUGCGCAGCUCGCCCAGGCCCAACAGGACCGCGACCGAGAGGCCAGUCAAGCGCAGACAUUAAUUUUGAGACUGAACCGGAAGAAGGCAGAGUGCAAGAAGAACCAGAAGCAUAUCCAGGGGCUCGAGGAGGGCCAGAGGACUUUGUUGGCAAAGGUCUCCGAGCUAGAGAAGCAGCUCAAUCUGGCGUCGGACUCUGAAACAAUCCUCAAGCACGGUCUGAAGAGGAGUGAGGCUGAGCUAGAGACCAUGCAGGAAGAGCUUGCAAAGCUGAACCAGCUGCUGGCCUCGGCCGAGAUCCAGAACAAGCGGCUGAUGGAGGAGCUUGAAGCAAGGCAGCAGCAAGCGGAUAAACAGCAAUCCAGGCUGAAAGCGGUGACGCAGCUGCUGGAAUCCCCGGGAGAGGACGGCAGAACAGGUGGAUCCGCUCGAGAAGGAACCUGCCGCCCACGUGUGCAAUUGCACCAGCGUGUCUGA
This is a messenger RNA of Rhipicephalus sanguineus (brown dog tick), 870 nucleotides long. Its product is annotated as hyaluronan mediated motility receptor-like. The record is from RefSeq and is a predicted model, not a curated record. Bases 1 to 870 code for a protein of 289 amino acids. NCBI's taxonomy places the organism in Eukaryota, Metazoa, Arthropoda, Arachnida, Ixodida, Ixodidae. The transcript has a single exon.